AGGAUGCAGACUGUCACAUGGUCUAUUUCCUUUCUUUCUGGCAACCCAACGUGUUAAAACCUCAUUUCCUCAGCAGUCACAAUAUCUGUAACUCCAUCUGCAUCUGGCAUUCACAUGCCUACCUGCCUCCUGUCUCCUGUCUUGUUCGCCUCCUCGUUCAUUUAGGUGAUUAGAGGCCAUUCCCAUCCAGCCAUGACAGGGAAUUCCAACGGCACCAAGCUAGACAACGCCACCCUGUCCCUGUUAAAGGAUGGAAACACAAGCAUCAUCAUCUCUGUCGCCUACAUGAUCAUCACUGCCGUUAACCUGGUGGGAAAUGGCCUUUCUAUGUGGAUCCUCCUCUUCCGUACCUCGCCCAAGACUCCCUCCAUCAUCUUCAUGAUUAAUCUCACCCUCACCGACUUGGCCCUGGGCACUGCCCUGCCCUUUCAGAUUGCCUACCAGCUACAAGGAUACAACUGGAAUCUGGGACCCAGAAUGUGCAGUUUCCUGACCCUCAUCUUCUACACCAACAUGUACUGCUCCAUCCUGACCUUGACGGCCAUCGGUAUUGACCGCUACCUGGGCAUCGUCAGGCCCAUGCUAUUCAGACAGACCAGGGAGAGGAGGUCUAUUGCCAUCAUCAGUUGCCUCCUCAUGUGGGGUUUGGUCCUGAGCGUUCUAUAUCCGCUGAUGACCACAGACUUGACCUUUGAUAUUCCUGAACUCGGGAUUACCACAUGCUUUGACGUGCUGAAGACAAACAUGCUCCCAUCCAUGGCAGCCUGGGCAGCCUUCCUCUUCAGCAUGGUGUUUGUCCUCUUCCUCUUCCCUUUCUGUGUCACAACAUUCUGCUAUGUCAGUGUCAUACGCAAACUGGCCAGAGACUCAAAGACGGUCCAGAAAGAGAGAGCAAUACGUCUUGCCUUUAUUGUUCUCCUGGUCUUCAUCAUUUGCUUUGCACCCAACAAUAUCCUCCUGUUGAUACACACUGUGCUGAGACUUUUCUAUAAGAAGUCACUCUACAUGGCCUACAAACUUACUCUCUGUUUCAGCUGCCUGAACAGCUGUAUCGAUCCGUUCAUUUACUACUUUGCUUCCAGGGAAUUCAGACAAAAGCUGAGACAUAUAGUGAAUCUGCACAGCCAAAGUAGUGCGGACUCAAUGAAGAUGGAGCAUAAAGAAAGUAUAUACUCGACACAGUGCCCUUUUGAAGGUCAAGAGAGAGAACACAGCAAAAUGUCUCUGAUGCCGCAGCGAGAGGGAAUGUGAGAAAAGAAAAAAAAGGGUGAGAGAGAUAUGAGAAAGGAAGUGAGCUGAGAGUGAGUUAAGGUUUCUCAUGAGUGUAUCAGACUCUUACAAAAUCUAGACAUAUUUCAAAAUCUUUUUGCUUCAGUUUUUUAUGUUCAUCACAGAAAUUCAUUUUUAUUCCUGCAUUACCGUACAUGUUUUUCUUUUUAUGAAUGAGCAACCAUUUGUUGUCUGUAUAUUUUAAUAUCUGCCUCAGCAUCAUAACAUUUAUCCCGAGAAAAUAUGUAGCAUGCACACAUGUAAACAAAAUGUGAAUUAAGUAUUAACCUUCACUGUCUGAACAUAGCUGACUUUUUAAUAUUUUUAUUAUUACCUCUGUAAAUGUCUCUGCACUGUGAUUAUAUAUGAAUGAGUAGUUUUCUUUUUUACCUUUUAAUUUUCCUAUUCAUAUUUUUAUUAACUUUUUUGGCUUCCUCAACAUAAAUAAAUUUAUCAUUAUUUUUA
Molecule: messenger RNA, 1734 nt
Organism: Lates calcarifer (barramundi perch)
Lineage: Eukaryota; Metazoa; Chordata; Actinopteri; Centropomidae
Gene: p2ry8
Product: P2Y receptor family member 8
Exons: 4
Coding region: 193-1251 (352 amino acids)
Biological process (GO): positive regulation of Rho protein signal transduction; phospholipase C-activating G protein-coupled receptor signaling pathway
Cellular component (GO): membrane
Molecular function (GO): G protein-coupled receptor activity
Source: RefSeq, a predicted model, not a curated record